Molecule: messenger RNA, 458 nt
Organism: Polistes dominula (European paper wasp)
Lineage: Eukaryota; Metazoa; Arthropoda; Insecta; Hymenoptera; Vespidae
Gene: Sf3b5
Product: splicing factor 3B subunit 5
Biological process (GO): mRNA splicing, via spliceosome
Cellular component (GO): U2 snRNP; precatalytic spliceosome
Source: RefSeq, a predicted model, not a curated record
GGAUCACUGCGUCAAGCCAAUGUUGGUACUGAUAGGGUUGACAACACUGAUAAAGAGUAAUGCUAAAAUAGAUAAGUAAAAUAUAAAGUAUGGGUGAACGUUAUAAUAUACAUAGCCAGUUGGAACAUUUGCAAUCUAAAUAUAUUGGAACUGGACACGCAGAUACAACUAAAUUCGAGUGGCUUGUGAAUCAACAUCGGGAUUCCUGUAGUUCUUAUAUGGGACAUUACGAUUUAUUAAAUUUCUUUGCAAUCGCUGAAAACGAAACGAAAGCACGUGUGCGAUUUAAUCUUAUGGAGAAAAUGCUACAACCUUGUGGUCCUCCUCCAGAAAAACCAGAAGAUUAACCGAUUUUGAUAAUAAGAUUGUACUUAAGUUUUCAAUAAUACAUUCUUAAGUAAUAAUACAUAAAUAUUAGACAUUUAAGUGUCUUUUUUUUUUUUUUUUAAAUAAAUACU